AUGCUAUUCAGUGAAUUCCUCUCAAGUGAACACGAGCAGUUGUUCUGGACCUUUAUUCGUUAUGUAGCGGAAAAAUGCUCCUCUUUUGACUGCGACAAAGCAACUGAUGAGCAAAAAUACGAGCUCUCCCUUCAUCAGGCCUCUAAAUUGCUAUCUGAGGCCUCUGUGGAUCUGUUGAAGCUUUCAUUGUCACUUCGGGUCUUUUCACCUGCCGUACAGCUUUUUCAAAAGAUUGGUGCCGAUCAUGAGGUGCUAUGUCAUGCAUUCUUUGAUGUCCAUGGAAUAACAGGAUGUGAACCGAGCCAGCUGGAAAGUGCUGUUAAAACAGCCACAGAAAGAAUCGCUCCGGAACUCCUUUCUGUCGAUCACGUUUUUGACGUGGGCAAGGAAGCCGACGUAAUCGCUGUAGUUUAUGGAGAAAUUGGUUCAAAGCCUUGGUUACGACUUCACGAAAAGGCUGUGGAACUGGCCAACGCUCAAAAAUUGCGAUAUGUGUUCAGACAUUAUAAUGUGGCAACAUCCACCACGAGGAAGGUAUCUCUUUCGGGUUAUGGAGUCGAACUGGCUAUCAAAAAUACGGAAUACAAAGCGGUAGAUGAUAGCAAUGAAAAGAAAGAUGAAGGAACGGAACGUGAUGAAGAAAAUUUACAUGGAUUCAAUUUUAAACUGCUCAAGGAGCUCCAUCCGGACUCAAGCGACUCCCUUGAUGCGUUCAAGAUGCACUUAAGAGAAAUACAAGAAUUGGCUCCGUUGAAACAGUGGCAGGUCCAAGAUCUAUCCUUCAAGGCUUCCCAACUUAUCAUUAACAGAGGUAAUGAUAGUGCUAUUGAAAUGUUAAAACAGUUAUCACAAGAUUUUCCGCGUCAUGCAAGCGGAGUGAUCACUUGUGUCCUUUGUGCAGGUUUGGAGGCAGGCGAAUCGGCAUUAUUCCUCAAUGGAAUCAAUCUUGACAUUGACAGCUUGGACGCAUUUCAAUUGGUAGAUGUGAUAAAACAAGAAGAGCGGGUGUCAGCUGGGUUUUUUAAUAUGGGCAUCAAACGCGAGUAUUUGUCUAUUCUUGUCAAUAUGGAACUUUCCGAGGAGAAAACGAAUUACGCUGUGGACUACAGAGACGCGUUUCCUAUGUUUUUGAAUAACUUGGAUACAGAUAUUCGCUAUAAACAUUGGAGAAAUAGUGUCAAACUAUUACUUGAGCCUUAUUAUCCCGGGAUGAUUCGACCGAUAGCACGGAAUCUUUUUACUUUGGUAAGAGUGUCGUUUUUUCUUGUUAUAGCAGCCAAGUUACAUUCGAUAAUCGGGAUUGUUUUUGCUGUUAACGAUAGUAAGGAUGUAAGUGGAUUAAAUGAUAGUGGGGUUGCUGUGCUUAAUCUUUUCAAUUUUCUUGCCGUAGACAGUUCCUAUCAUGAAGCUCUUCAAACCGUUAACGAAAUGCUUGAUACGUACCGAACUCAUGAGAUUAUAGACCUUGCUGACAUCAAGGCGUGGUUUGAGUCAAACUAUCGCGAUGCCGUGUAUGAGGACGUAUUUGGACCAAAGACUGACUACGAUAAUGGGCGAACGACUGGAAUGGAAUUUUUGAAGCUCUCUGGAAUUGGAAAGGCACCGAAGGUCCUUCUAAAUGGAUAUGUACUCCAUGAUGCUGGUAUUACUGGUGAUAGAUUUGAAGAAACAGUGAUGCUGGAAGUGAUGCGCAUCACUCCAAAACUUCAGAACGCUGUAAUAAAUGGUCACCUGAAAGACCGAAUGAAUGUGGGAAAUUGGAUAAUGGAACAGAAGGAUGUUGUACCACGCCUUAAUUCUCGUAUUCUCGAUGCUGUGUUACAAAAGAAAUUUCUUGAGCUAACGGAUACGUCGUCAUGUAAAGCGAAGACAUUGUCUGAAUUUGUCGAACUCAGAAGUUCUCGAAAAGUACAGUGCAUCAUAGAGGAGAUGCAAUAUUUGAGAAAGGGCGAGGACGAACUUACAAUGCCCCUCACUUUGUGGGUAGUUGCUGAUUUGGAGACAGCAAAAGGGCGUGAGAUAGUAUACAAUGCUAUAAGACAUUUGAAACACAGCAAGAAGACGCGUCUUGGGAUUAUCAUGAAUCCAGCAGGUGUCUGUAAUGCGUGUGAGGAAAACAGUGUUUCUUUACUUGUUAAAGCAGCACUCAAACUACUUCCUCAUAACCAAGCCAAGCAGCUGGUCACAAAACUUGUAAAGCCGGAGUUCGCAGAUGCUCUUCAAAUGGGUACUAAACGGAAAUACCGCUCUAGCUUUGCUCGUGAGGUAGUUGGAUUGAGAUCUAAUCAACGCGCUGUUGUCGCCAAUGGGAUGAUUAUUGGGCCAUUUGAUGAAGAAGACGAAAUUGUUGAGCACGAUUUUGCACUGAUUGAAAAAGUUGUUGAAUCGCGAGGAGCUGAUGUACUAUUUAUACAGGUUAUUGCAUCUCACGUUGACAAAUGGAAGCCUGAUAAAGACGGUGCAACGUCAGAUGUUGUCAUGCGAAGCUUUGCAUUGGUACUAAAACAUGCUGUUCAGCGGAAGAGGACAUGGAUUGUAUUGGGUGACGACAAACAUAGUACAGUGACACUAAUAGCUGAGGAACCAAAACGUGCUACUAUGGACGUCGUCGCAGUAGUAGAUCCACUAUCCCGAAGCGCUCAAAAGCUCGCAUCAAUACUCGAAUUGUUGCGCAAGUCUAUAAACUGCGAUCUAAAAAUAGUACUCAAUCCGAAACCGAAGCUUAGUGAAAUGCCGCUUAAAAGAUUCUACCGCUAUGUUGUAUCACCUGAAUUCCAGUUCGAUAAAUAUGGUAACAUUGUUGUGAAUCAGGCCAGGUUCACUGACCUACCUUCUAAGCAGUUGCUGACACUUUCAAUUAAAUCCCCAGAUGCAUGGAUGGUAGAAAACAUUUUUGCAGAAUACGAUCUUGAUAACAUUAAAAUGGAGCAGGUUUCUUCGGACGUAGUAGCACUCUUCUCAUUAGAGCAUAUUCUCUUGGAAGGUCACUGCUUUGAUGAAGUAUCGGGGUCACCACCCCGUGGAUUGCAAUUUGUGCUGGGAACUGCUAGUGAUCCUACACAAUUCGACACUAUUGUGAUGGCGAAUCUCGGAUAUUUUCAGCUAAAGGCCAAUCCUUGUGCCUGGUUGUUGCAACUACGCGAGGGGAAAUCAAGAGAGAUUUAUGAAAUCUCUAGCCAUACCAAUACCGAAGGAAGUAAGGGCCAGGCCAUUAGUGUUCUAAUUGAUUCGUUCUCUGGUAGAACAAUUCGUCUACGCGUUUCGAAAAAGGAAGGAAUGGAACAGCGUAGCCUCCUAUCAGACGAAAGUGACGAUAGUGGCAACCUUUGGAGUUCUAUUAGCAACAGUCUGAAUAGAGAAACACAUGAGACGAUCAAUGUAUUUUCUCUGGCAUCUGGUCAUCUUUACGAAAGAUUUUUGAACAUUAUGAUGCUCUCCGUUAUGAAGCAUACUCGAAAGCCAGUGAAAUUCUGGUUAUUAAAAAAUUAUUUAUCUCCUCAAUUUAAGAGAAAUUUGCCUGUGUUAGCAUCUGAAUAUGGAUUUGAUUAUUCCCUCGUGGAAUACAAGUGGCCUCGCUGGUUGCAUCAACAGAAAGAGAAGCAUAGAAUCAUGUGGGGUUACAAAAUCCUCUUUCUUGACGUUCUGUUUCCUCUGGAUGUGCAGAAGAUUAUAUUUGUGGAUGCCGAUCAAGUUGUCCGUGCUGACCUUAUGGAAUUAAUGGAAUUUGAUCUUGGUGGUGCACCUUACGGCGCGCUAUAUGUUAUUGACUUGCAAAAGUUUCGACAAAUCGCGGCUGGAGACCGUCUACGUGGUCAGUAUCAAGGUCUUAGUAGCGAUCCGAACACAUUUGUUCAGGACCUUCCAAAUAACAUGAUCCACCAGGUUAAAAUAAAAUCCUUGCCGCAACAGUGGUUAUGGUGUGAGACGUGGUGUGAUGAUUCCUCCAAGGACAAAGCAAAAACAAUCGAUCUCUGUAACAAUCCCUUGACAAAAGAGCCAAAAUUGGACUCUGCGAUUCGCAUUAUUCCCGAAUGGAGAGAAUAUGAUUCUGAAAUAAAGAACGUAUUAAGUAAGGGUAGGCAGAAGAACGUAUCAAGUGCAUCUGAGCACCAUGAGUUGAUGUCAACUCGGCUUGCUCGUCUUUGGCAGCCUGGAAAUCCUCCGAAUUAUAUCUUUCUUCCGGAUUUCUGGUUGGCCGUAGUCACAAGUCCCUCUGUUGGAAAGCACAGACUGCCUAAAAAUUGUGUUAAAUUUCAGGUAGAUCCAAGAAUGACGAAAACUGACAUCAAGGAGUACCUCACGAAGAUUUAUAAUUUGCCGGUGAGAAGUGUACGAACGGAGGUGCAAAUGGGUGAUAUUUUAUGGAGUACCCCUGCUGAUUACCAAAACAGAAAAGCGAUGUGGAAGGACGACGACAAGAAGUUCGCAUAUGUUUUCAUGUGCAAGGAUUUUGAAUUUACUUAUCCAAAUAUAUUCCAUAUGGACGAAGAGCUGGAAGAUUUGGAAAAGCUGAAGCAACAGCAGGGAAAACUCAAUGUGAAUAGUACUUUUGUUAAUCGCGAUAGAAAGAAGAUUGGAGAGUUUUUCGGAAUUUGA
Angiostrongylus costaricensis is the source of this 4596-nucleotide messenger RNA. Lineage: Eukaryota; Metazoa; Nematoda; Chromadorea; Rhabditida; Metastrongylidae. The record is from the annotation of a GenBank genome assembly.